AUGAGCUUGAAAGAAGUAUUCGAACAACAUCCAUGGAGGUCAUUUAAGAAGUUCAAUGAAGCUGCAAAGAGUUGGGGAUUUACUAACAGAGCUGAAGUGAAAAGGUUCUUUGACAAAAAUGUUGUACAUCAAACAAAAAUAAACCCUUACGACUACUUUUUACCAAUUUACUCCAACACUCCUGACGCAUACCAAUUUGACACUCUCAUUCAAAGCAGAAAAGGAGGACAUAAACCAUUCCUCAUCUUCAUUAAUGUUAACACUCGUAAAGCAUAUGCAUAUAUAAUGAAAAAUAAAGGAACUCGUGAAGUGUUAAGAGUUUUACAAAAGUUUGUAGCAGAACAUAGCCCAAGUACUUUAACAUCAGACCAAGACAGUGCAUACCUCAGCAAUGAAAUCACAGAUUUUCUCAUUAAGCAUAACAUAACUCACUACACUACUGAAGACCAUAACCAUAACAUACUCGGCAUCAUAAACCGCUUCAUAAGAACGCUCAGAGAUUUAAAUCAAGAGCGAGACUUUACCGAAGAAACAAUGAAACAUUUUCUCGAAGUAUAUAAUUCCUCAACACAUUCUACAACAGGACAUACACCAAAUUCAAUGACACAACAACAAGAAGAAAA
Trichomonas vaginalis G3 is the source of this 623-nucleotide messenger RNA. Its product is annotated as integrase core domain containing protein family. NCBI's taxonomy places the organism in Eukaryota, Parabasalia, Trichomonadida, Trichomonadidae. The record is from RefSeq and is a predicted model, not a curated record. Gene Ontology annotation, biological process: DNA integration. The transcript has a single exon. The annotation marks the transcript as partial. Gene Ontology annotation, molecular function: nucleic acid binding.